AUGUCACAUGACAGUGCUAUUGAUGACGCAGACAAGACCGCUUGUUGUUGCACGCACGCACCAGUGGCAUCGUGGAUACUUUACCUCGGCUCCUGGGAGUCUGGGAUUAUGUCGUGCAUUUUCGGCAAUGGUGCUUUAGAGCAUCCUGUCUUGCGGCAACCUUGCCCUCCUGCAUUAGAGGAUUCUGUUACCCCGGCCCCCGAGGACGUGCCGUGCAUACGUGUCAGGUCUGCCCCGUGCACACUCUUCGAGAAAUCCUUUUCUGCGAGGGCUGAUAUCUCUACCCAAGAUGAGGACGAUCACCUUUGGGUCCUAGCGGUCAACAAGUGGUGUUGCAUCUUUAGCUUAGCCCAGAGUGAUCCUGGACAGGUUGGUGAACAGGCUGCUCAGUGCUUGAUUGCAGAGGGUGAGUCGGCCAGGGACGAGUUGAUCCGGGAUGUCUUUGGCAUUAAAUCCCCUAGGACUGCCACUAAGCGUGCCAACUCUUUGCUUAGGUGCUUGAGGUGGCAUCUUAGAGAAAGGAGAGCUGCCUGGCCUUGGGACUGCGAUUCAUUUACCGACUUCGUCAAAUCCCUUGGUGUUGCUGCAAGUGCAGUGACAGGUCUCUUCGAAGCCAUGAACUUUGCACAUCAUGUUAUGGGCAUGCCGUUUUGCAAAGAGAUCCUUGAGGACCGCAGGUUGCAAGGCCGUGCUAAGAGACUCGAGGGCGACCGGGCAGAGGUGAAACAGCAGGAUCCUCUCAGUGUGGAGUGUGUUGCCAAACUGGAGAAGCUUGUGGCCAGCAACACUUUGUGUGAUGCAGACACUUAUGUGCUGGGAGGGAUUGUCUUCUGCCUGUAUAGCCGCUCGAGGUGGUCCGAUCUUAGAAAUCUGCUGUGCAUAUGGGUGGACUUUGAGAGUGAGGACCAUCUAUCUGGCUUUGUAGAAGCCAGGACCCGUGAUCACAAGACCAGCAAUACAGCACAGACAAAGAGGCGUGCGAUGCCUCUGGUAGCCCCGUUUCCCGGGGUUACCGAUGCAAACUGGGUGGGAGCCUGGUGGAAUGCCGGGCUUCGGCUGGGUGUGCAGUGGGACGCAGAUUCCUUUGGGCCUCUGGUUCGUGCCCCGGAUGCCGAGGGUCAGCUGUGCAAGAGACGGUGCACUUCAAGCGAAGCCGGUGAUAUGUUGUGCAACGCCUUGGAUCUGGAUGGAGACCAGAGGCGUACGUCGCAUGUCUUGAAGGGUACGACUUUGGCUUGGGUCGGCAAGCGUGGUUUUGGAGAGAGGGAUGGCCUACUUCUUGGUCACCAUGCUCCGGGCUCAGGCUCGUUGGCGUGCUACAGCCGAGAGUUGUUGAGCGCGCCCCUUCGCGCCUACAGGGCUAUGCUUGCGGAAAUCAGGACGAAUGUCUUCAGGCCAGAUAGCGGUGCCUUUGGCCUUGGAGCACAGCUAGAGCAAGAGCCAGUUGAAGAGGAGCAUCCGACUGAGGUGCCAGGAGAGCUUGAGCAUUAUUACGCGAACAAUUUGCCUCCAGAUUUACCGGAAUCCUCACAGGCAAGCGAGCGUGAUCGUGAUGAUGGCUCCUGGCAUCAUGUGGGGCAGCCGCUACACAAUGAUGGGGAGCAGGAGCCUGGAUCUGGGAGUGAAGUGCUUUUUCCUGAAUUGUUUGGGGAUGCUGCCCGUGAGACGGAGCUGGAGGGCUGUGACUCGAGUUCGUCUGAUUCGUCAUCGAGCUCUUGUUCUUCCAAUGCCAGUGAAACGGAGGAGCAAACUAUCACAGCGAGUGGGGUAUGCCAACCGUUUGAGAUCAAGGAGCCAUGCUGGCAACACGUCAAGUUGAAGAUGCUACAUCGCCCUCAAGGAGGGCAGGCGGCUUGCAAGACGAAGUGUGGAAGGCGCACUGCCAACGUGUACAGGUGGCUAGAUGGAUCCUACUUCAAGUGGCCCAGGUGUGCAGUUUGUUGGAAGGUGAGUGACAUUCGUCAGGCAUGCAACAUCAUAUGCUUUGUGUUUGACUUGGUCGCUAGUGUGUGCUCCUUAGUUGGCAUGGCUGCACUUUCGCUCUUGACCUCUACAGUGGCUGCCCUCGACAAGCAGUGUGAGCGAGCAGGCUUAUCAGCUCCGUGGGUUGAUGCCUUGAAAGCUGCAGGAGUCACGACCCUAGGGAAGCUCAGUUAUGCUGUGACGCUUCCGGGGAACCAGCCUUCGAGUGAUGACAUGGAUGCUUUCAUCGUAGCCCUCCGGCCGGGGGCCAGCAUCACCUUAGGAGACAGCUCCGCUUUGAAACAGCUCAUCUUUGAGGCUCAGACUAUGACAGUGGCUGAGCUGAGAUCGUCCAUGCAGGCUACGGACGAGGUGCCAAGGAAACUGCCGGCGUCAGAGCGCUCCAUGCGCAUUGAAGCUCAGAAGCGGCGUCUAUCCGGACUGCCAUUGGAAGGCCCGCUUGCCGUCGCCCAUUGUGUGUAUGACAAGAUAGCAACCAUGCGCGAGAAUGAUGAGCUAAAGUAUCUGGCCCCCAAUGAAUGCAUCACUCGGGACGCGGAGACGACAGCUGCCAUUACGCUUGAUAGCGACUUGGCCCUGUAUCAGGCGAUGAUGAGGCGCGCCUUAGCUAUGGACUUAGUGGGCCUCGCAUCCUAUGCAUGUGUGCAAAGAUGGAACGAGCGUCUCUUCCGUAUCAUGAGCCAAGACCCGCCUCCUGAAUUUCAGCGUGUUUCCCGUGCGCAAGUGCUACGGGCCGACCGACAGUGCUUCUUGGAGCUUGCUCGUGUGUGCAAUGGCAACUUGAAACCAGGUCCCGACGGUUCCCUUCCCCUCGAUAAGGAGUUUAAGAAGCUUGAGUUUAACACAACUGUGAUGUACUUCUUGCUGCCUGUGAAGGGCCGUGGCAACGGAGGGGGCAAAGCUGAUAAGGAGGGUAAGGGUCGUAAGCGCACAAAGACCACAAAUGACGAUGAGAGCCCGCGACCCGAUUCCCGAAGUUCUCAAGGGAAUGCACUCGAGAACGCCAGAUAA
Molecule: messenger RNA, 2994 nt
Organism: Symbiodinium sp. CCMP2592
Lineage: Eukaryota; Dinophyceae; Suessiales; Symbiodiniaceae
Source: the annotation of a GenBank genome assembly